ACUCCCCCGGACCUCGCCAGUCUUCCUGGCCGAAGCGCCGACGCUGCGCUCGGGGGAAAUAUUCUGCAACCUACCCAAGGGGACACUUUGUUUUUUGUUUUGUUUUUCUCCGCUCCUUUUUGGGGACGAGCGUGCGCGCUGGUGCAGCGGUGGAAACAAGCCCCGUGAGACCCUUUUAACUGGCAUAGCAGCACCAUAGAGCUGCAGAACAACUACCGGGACUGCGUUUGGAUUACAAAUCGGUUGAGCCGCGACCAUGGCGGCUCGCUGGAUGGUGCUGGGCGCCCUGGCCGCAGCCCUGGCCGCCCCUUGGGUGACACACGGAGCGUGCGUCUUCGAGGGAGUCGUCCACGCGGAUAAGUCGCGGUGGCGCCUGCAGGGGUGCCGGGAGUGCACAUGCCAUGACGAGGUGGUCAUCUGUGCGCCCGUCCGAUGCGCCAACCCGCAGUGCGACUUUCAAAAGGGCGAGCGCUUGAGGAUUGCCGCCGAGGGAUGCUGCCCAGAGUGCGUCUCCGCCGUGGAGGGAGGGUGCAGCUACCAGGGCCUCACAUACGCACACGACACAGAGUGGAGCCCCUCGCCGUGCACGUUGUGCGAGUGCUCCGCAGGCGAGGCGUCUUGCCGCCCCCGCCGCUGCCCCGCCCUCAUUUGUCCCGACGACCGCCGACCUUUCACCCCGGCAGGAGAAUGCUGUCCCGAGUGCGCUGGCGACGGAGAGUCUUGCUCCUGGGAGGGUUCCCAGUACAGAGACGGUGAGGAGUGGCGUCCCAGCCGGUGUUCCAGAUGCGUCUGCCACAGCGGGGAUGUCCGAUGCUCGGUGGCCGAGUGUCCGCCGGUGGCCUGCGAAGCUAAUGAAAACUUGGUGAUUCCGCCUGGUCAGUGCUGUCCUCAGUGCCUCUCCAAUCCAUGCUUGUCUGCUGGGAAGCAGUACCAGCAUGGCGAGCAGUGGCAAAAGGACGCCUGCACUACGUGUGUUUGCGAGCGGGGUCAGUCCAAAUGUCACGUACACACUUGCCAGACGGUCAACUGCGAUAAGGGUCAGACCAAGGUGAGGCGUGCAGGCCAGUGCUGCGAAGAGUGCGCCGCCGCCCGCGAGAGCUGCCUGUACCGGGGUCUAGUGCGUUACCACGGCGACAUGUGGAACGACGACGACGGCGGCUGCGAAUUUUGCACGUGCACCCGCGCUCAAGUCGUCUGCCACAAGGCCGAGUGCGCCCGCCUCCGAUGCCCGCAGGGAUCGGAGCCGGUUCGCCCUCCGGGAACGUGUUGCCCGCAGUGCUCCUCGGACAAAACGUCCUGUUCGCACCGAGGACAGUCGUACAAGGACUCGGAUCGCUGGACCGAUGGCAGCUGCCGCGAGUGCGAGUGCCGCGACGGCCAGGUGACGUGUUACCUGCCAUCCUGCCCGACGUGCCCACCAGGCACCUUGGUUGUGGCUCUGGAGGGACAGUGCUGCCCCCGCUGUCACCAAGUUCCGUGCGACGCAGACUGUGAGUCAUGUUCCCGGACGCCGGAUCACUGUGACAGCUGUACGGACCCGAAGGCCCUCCUCCAUCUCGGCCGCUGUUUGUCCGUCUGUCCUGAGGGUUUCUUCCCCGACGGCCUCGAGUGUGCAGCUUGCCCUUGGUCCUGCGCCACGUGCAGCAGCAGGUGGUCCUGCCGCUCGUGCCGGCCGCAGCGCCCCCUGCUGAGCGCCGACGGCGACGGCUGCCUGGCAACCUGUCCCGCCGGCACCUACCUGGACAACGGCCCAAAACAAUGCCGAUCUUGUUCCGAGUCAUGCUCCGAGUGCGUGGGUGCCAGCCCGCGGGAGUGCUCAGCGUGUUCCGACCCGGCCGCCUUGCUCAAAGAUGGCGAGUGCGUUCCCGACUGCGGCGAGGCUUUCUACAUUCAAGAUGGCGUUUGUCAUGCCUGCCACCCGUCGUGCGCCUCCUGCUUCCCCGACAAGGCCGACUGCACCAGCUGUCCGCCGGGCGGCGCGUUGCACGGCGGCAAAUGCGUGUCGGCGUGCCCCGCUCAACACUACGUCGACCUCGCCGGCAGGUGCAGAGGCUGCCACGGCUCGUGCACGUCGUGCUGGGGUCCGUCGGCGUCUCAGUGCACAGCGUGCUCGCGGGAGCUCCUCCUCCUCCAGGGCCAGUGUGUGGAGGCGUGCGGCGAGGGCCUGUACCCUCACGACCACGCGUGCCACAACUGUCACCCGUCGUGCCGCGGCUGCGUGGGCCCUUUGGCUUCGGACUGCUUGCGCUGCCUCAAAGCCACCGAGGUGCUGGCCCUGCAGUCACGUGAGCUUCAACCGGCACGCGGGGUCUGUGCGGGGGCCUGUCCGGCCAACACCUACGCGGACCACCAGCGCACUUGCACAGAAUGUCACGCGUCCUGCCGGCACUGCUCAGGACCGUCAGCGGACAACUGCACGUCGUGUCCUAUGCCGGCCAGUCUGCACGAGGGACAAUGCGUGCACGCCUGCCCGCACGGCUUCUUCCUACAGGACGGCCAGUGUCAAGGCUGCCAUCCAUCUUGCCAAACGUGUUCGGGCGCCUCCCAGGCCGACUGCACCUCCUGCCCCCCGCUGGCCGACCUGCAAGCCGGACACUGCCGGACCAGCUGCCCAGAGGGACGCUUCGUCCACGCCUCCACGGCCCGCUGCCUCGAGUGCAGCCCCGAUUGCCAGCGGUGCACGGCCGACCUUCAGACGGGCGUCGGCAGUGUUUGCCUGUGGUGCAAAGGAGCCGGCAACGGCGCCUUGUUGCUAGGCGACCACUGCGUCCCCAGCUGUCCGCGGGACCACUACAGCUGGCACAGAGCCUGCCUGCGAUGUCACCAGUCAUGUGAGGCGUGCAGUGGGGCCGGGCCUCUUGCCUGCUCUUCCUGUCACGCCCCCAGCGUUUUGCUGCCCUCCGGGGAGUGCGCCCUCCGGUGCCCGAUGGGUUACUACACAAACGACCGCAGGGUCUGCGAAGCGUGCCAGCAGCAGUGCCUGACCUGCGAGGGGGCGGACGCCUGCACUUCCUGCCGCGACCCGGCCAAGGUGCUGCUGUUCGGCGAGUGCCGCUACGAAACCUGCGCCCAGCAGUACUACCUCAAUAGCACCACGCGCACCUGCACAGAGUGCGACUGGAGCUGCAACGCGUGCCGCGGGCCGCUGCGCACCGACUGCCUGCAGUGCAUGGACGGCGACGUGCUAUGGGACGGCGUCUGCGCCCACGGCUGCCCGCCGGGAUUCUACCGGGAUGGGGACGGAUGCCUCGGCUGCGACGACAACUGCGAGGAGUGCAGCGGUCCCGGGCGGUGCCUGCGAUGCCGGCCGCCUCACGUCACGCUGCGAGGUCAAUGUGUGCUCCGGUGCGGCAGGAACUACUUCCUGGACGCCGCCACGCACUCCUGCCAGCCGUGCUCCACCGACUGCGUGCUGUGCGACGGAGUGGGACGUUGCCGAGCUUGCGGACAGCAGAGUUAUCUCAUGGAGCGAUACUGCACCCCUGACUGUGGACAUGGUUACUUCGCCCAUCGGAAUAGAACCUGCCACGCCAACAGCAGGCCGCCUACGCUCCACAUCAACGGUUCCCUGCAGGUUCCUCUCGGCGGUUCCGUCGCGCUGUCCCCGACUCUCGUGCAAGUAGAGGAUGCCGACAGCCCGCCGGAGGCUCUGGUGGUCCGGUUGGUCCGCCCACCCGCCAACGGCCGGCUGCUCCUCCUCCGGGCGGGGCCGGAGGACCGUCAGGAGCCGGGCCAACGAGAGCUGAGCGAACGAGACGCCUUCACGUGGCCCCAGCUGGAAACCGGUCGGGUUCACUUCCAACACCAGAAGGACAAAGCCAGGAUUGGCGAAUUCACUCUGCAAGUAGCCGACCCUCAGCUGACGUCUCAAGCAGAAACGAUUCAAGUUCAAGCGCUUUCAAUGCAGCCUCCGAGGGUGCUGGUGUUAGCGCCCCUGCGGGUCAGAGGUCCCGGCGAGGCGUCGACCAUCACCAAGUCCACUCUUCUGGUGGAAGAUCCUGACAACCCGGCGGACGUCCUGCUGCUGCUUCUGGAGGCUCCUCGCCACGGCCGGCUCACGCGCGUGCACGGUGAGCGAUCGCUGAGCCGCUUCAAGCUGGAGGAGCUCGCCGGUGAGCGCGUGCAGUACGUGCACGACGGAUCGCCGGAGACGCGGGACCACCUGGUGCUGCAGGUCAACGACGGACACAGCUACCAGAAUGUCCUGCUUCAAGUGCACAUUGGUCACAAGGCCGACAACUCCUUUGAGCUGCACUUCGUUCCGGGAACGUGGGUGAAAGGGGGCGGCAUGGUGAGACUCGGCAGAAAGCAACUGCAGACGCGCUACAAGGACGUCGAUGCCGACCGCAUCCUUUACACCAUCCUGGACUCCGACCAGCGGCCCCAAUACGGUGAAGUGGUGCUGGUGUCCAUGUCUGCCGACGCUCCGCCAGGAGGCGGGACCCUGACGGCGAGGGGCGAGCCAGGCUUCACCGCCACCUCCUCCUUCACGCAGCAGGACGUGGACGACGGCACCGUGUGGUACCGACACUUUGGCACCGGGACCCCGGCUGACUCCUUCCGCUUCCAGGUGUCUACAGAGGCAGCCGCUGUCAGGCAAAGCGAACCGCAGACCUUCACCAUCGGAGUUUUCCCGCAAAUGCCCGGAUUUCCUCAGCUCCACCCGGAUUGUCAGCUCCAAGUCACGGCUCUGGAGGAUCGCACGACAGCGAUAACGCCCACAGCUCUUUCCUUCGUGGACUCCGAGACCCCCAGUGAUGGUCUCAUCUACAACAUCACCAAACCGCUGCCGGCCGGACAAGGUGCCAUCGAGCACGGCGACAGGCCAUACGCGGCGGUCAGCCAUUUCACGCAGGCCGACGUGGACAAGGGCAAGAUCGUCUACAGGCCCCCUCGGGCCCCUUCGCACCUGCAAGAGCUCUACCAGUACUCCUUCACGGGUCUUCCCGAGUCAUUGAGCGUCUUCUUCACAGUGUCCGAUGGCGAGCACACGACUCCAGAGUUAGACUUUGCCAUCCUGCUGCCGUCCAACCAUCAGCAGCCACCAAUGUUCCAGGUUUUGGAUCCCGUCCUGGAAGUCGGCAUGGGCGGGCAGGCGGCCGUGGGCGGCCAGCAGCUGGCGGUGACCGACGCCGACACGUCCCCCGAGGAGCUGGAGUUGGAGCUGGUGGAGGCUCCGGUCCACGGGGAGUUGCUGCGAAGCCACGUCAGGAUGGCUAACGGCGACACCUUCACCUUUGCCGACGUGACCCGCGACGCGCUGCUGUACCGCCACGCCGGCCUCUCCCGCGACGACGACGCCUUCACCGUCUCGGUCAGCGACGGCAUCUCCAUGGCGACCGUCGCCGUGCGAGUGGCGGUGCUCGGGGGCGGGGCCAGUGGACGCGGGCCCCGGCCGGACCCCGGCGCCGCGCUUUCCCUGGAGGUGGCCGAGAUGAGUAGCACCGUCAUCAGACGUUGGAAUCUGGCUUACACGGACGACGCCUCGCGGGACGAGCAGAUCCGCAUCCAACUGGUGUCGGUGCCGAUGUACGGCAUCCUGAGCAGGACUCGGGACCAGCGAGAGCCACAGGAACUGAAGGAAUACUCCACUUUCACUAUGGACGACAUCAACCGCGGAACCAUCAGAUACGUCACUUCGUUGGAGACGGGCCACCAGCCCGUCACGGACGUCUUCCACUUUGUCGUCUACGACGGUGACAACAAUCGUCUUGACAACCAGAUGUGCACCAUCACCAUCACUUCUGGUGCCGGGCGGCCGCCUGCCGUCACCGUGCGCGGCGGAAUCCAGGUCCAGGAGGGCGGUCGUGCGCAGCUGUCAACCAAUCACAUCAUCGUCUCCGACCUGGACACGCCGGGGAAGAACCUUCUGGUUUGGCUACUCAGCCCCCCCAAGUACGGCUUCAUCGAAAACACCAAACCGGGCGGAUCGCGAGCCGUCACACCCGACACGCCGUUCUCGGUGGAGGACUUGACGCUGGACCGGAUCUUCUACGUGCAGCGCGCGGGCCAGCCGGCGCGACACGACACCUUCAGCUUCUACGUCAGCGACGGCAACAGCCAGACGGAGGCCUUUGACGUCCACAUCGACAUCCAGGGCAAGCGGCAGAGUGAGCUUCUGGUAUCGGUCAGCAGCAUCCACGUGGAGGAGAAUUCCGGAGUGGUGGUCACCAACGCGUCCCUCAGCGUCCUGGACCGAGACACGCCCGAGAACGAGAUUCUGUUCACCGUCGUGAGGAAGCCGUCCUACGGUAAAUUCCGCCGGCGUCAGUUCCACUCGCAGCCGCUGGAGAACGGCCGCGUGCUGACGGAGGGAUCCACCUUCACCUACCAGGACGUCCUGGACCGCCUGCUGGUCUACACGCCCGAGACAGUCAGCGGGGGCGCCGACGAGUUGGCCUUCAGCGUCACGGCCGGCUUGGGCGGUCACGCCAGCGGACGCCUGCGCUUCACCAUGGACGUCACCCGCAGCGAGGGCCCCCUCAUGACCGUCAACAGAGGCCUACAGCUGCCCGCCGGUUCAUGGGCCAAGAUCACCGAGCAGAACCUGAAGGCCACCGACGUGGACUCGGACAGCCUGAAGCUGCGCUACGUCCUGACCAAAGAUCCUCCCAGUGGCCGAGUCCAGCUGAGCGGCGGCGGCGGCCUCCAGGAAGUUUCCGCCAGGGGUCCCGUGCGCAGUUUCACGCAGGAAGACGUCAACAGAGGUCUGGUGCGCUACAGCCACGAGAAAGGCGAGAAGGGCGGCGGCCUGUCGUUCAAGUUCAACCUGGUGGACCCCGAAGGCAACAAACUCAUCGAGCAGUCCUUCUUUGUCAGCGUGCUCGAAGACCGCCUGCCUCCGUCGGUGGUGGUCAACAAAGGCCUGGUCCUGGACGAGAACACCGCCAAGAAGCUGACCACGCUGCAGCUGUCGGCCAGCGACCAAGACAGCCAACCCGGCGAGCUGCUCUACCGCGUCACCAAGCAGAGCGGCCUGGGACACUUGGAGCACGUAGCCAACCCGGGCGUGCGGAUCGACAGCUUCACGCAAGCCGACCUGGCGUCUCGCAACGUCCAGUACGUUCACACCAGCCAAGAGGAAAAGCACGCCGACCAAUUCUCCUUCAGCGUGUCUGACGGCACCAACGAGGUGGCGCAGACGUUCUACAUCACCAUCCGACCCGUGGACGACUCGCUACCCCUGCUCCACGUUGCCGGAAUGCGCGUUCAGGAGGGCGUGAGGAAAACCAUCACCGAGUUUGAGCUGGCGGCCACCGAUGCCGACACGGAGGCCGAGUCCAUCGUGUUCACGGUGGUGCAGCCGCCGCGCCACGGCGCCGUGGAGCGUACGGGCAACGGGCAGCACUUCCGGCCCACCGCCACCUUCACCAUGGACGACGUCUACCAGAACCGCGUCAGCUACAACCACGACGGCUCCAACUCGCUGCAGGACAGCUUCACCUUCACGCUGGCCGACGGCACCAACCCGCACUUUGUGCUGCGCGACCACGCCGGCAAGGAGACUUUGACGGCAGCGCCGCAGAAGUUCAAGAUUGAAAUUCUUCCCGUGGAUGACGGCACGCCGCGCAUCGUCACCAACCUGGGACUGCAGUGGCUGGAGUACGUGGACAAUAAGGCGACCAAUGUGAUCAGCAAGAAGGAGCUGCUGACGGUGGAUCCGGACACGGAGGACGAGCAGCUGGUGUACGAGGUCACCGUCGAGCCCAAGCACGGCCUGUUGGAGAGCAUAGCGGCGCCUGGCGCCCGCGUCAGCUCCUUCACGCAAGCCGACAUCAACUUGGGCCUGAUCCGCUACGUGCUGCGCGAGGAGAGCGCGCAGGAAACCAUGGACAACUUCCACUUCCUGGUGAGGGACAGCAAGCCCAACGUGGUCAGCGGCAACCUUUUCCAUAUCCAGUGGUCGCUUAUCAGCUUCCAGCACAAAAGUUACAACGUAUCGGAGACGGCGGGCGCGGUAGCCGUGACGGUGAAGAGGACGGGCAAUCUCAACCAGUACGCCAUCGUGCUGUGUCGCAGCGAGCGGGGCAGCGCCACCUCUGACGGCGGAGCGGGGCAGCGCCCCGGCCAACACGAUUACGUGGAGUUCGCCGGCCAGGUGCAGUUUGACGAGCGCGAAGACACAAAGGUCUGCACGGUGACGCUGACCGACGACACCGUGUUUGAGGGCGUGGAGAGCUUCCAUGUGGAGCUCAGCAUGCCCGUCUACGCCUUGCUGGGCGCCAACACCCGCGCCCUCGUCAACAUCAACGACACCGAGGACGAGCCCACGCUGGAGUUCCAACGCAAGACCUUUCACGUCAACGAGAGCGCCGGUGUCGCGCGCGUGCCCGUCGAGAGAAAAGGCGACACAUCCAGCACGGUGUCGGCGUUGUGCCGCACGGUGUCCAAGUCGGCCCGGGGCAGCAGCCCUCACGCCCUGGAGUCGGGUUCCGACUACAAGAGUCGUGGCGCGGGGCCCGAGAGCCGCGUCGUGCUGGGGCCCGGCGUGACGGCGUCCACGUGCGAUGUCACGCUGGUGGACGACAGCGAGUACGAGCUGUCCGAGGAGCUGCAGCUGGUGCUGUCCCAGCCCUCGGACAACGCCCGCAUAGGACGCGUGGCCGCGGCCCAGGUGGUCAUCGACGGGCCCAAUGACGCCUCUGCCGUCACCCUCGGCAACGACACCUUCACUUUCGCCGAAGAUGCUGGCACCAUUGAAAUCCCGGUGCUGCGCCAGGGGAGUGACUUGUCCUCUGCGACGUCCGUGUGGUGCGCCACGCGGCCCUCCGACCCCCCGUCGGCCAGCCCGGGCGUGGACUACAUCCCCAGCUCCAAGAAGGUGGAGUUCAAGCCAGGGAGAACCCAGGAGACGUGCAGUCUGACCAUCCUGGACGACGUCCAGAAUCCGUCCAUCGAGGGCUCCGAGUCGUUUGUGAUCUUCCUGAGUUCUCCGCAAGGGGCCGUCCUCCAGGAGCCCUACGAGGCCAGCGUGGUCAUCGCCGACACUUUCCAGGACAUUCCCAGCAUGCAGUUCGAGAAGAGCGCCUACACGGUGAAGGAGCGCGACGGCGACCUGCACCUGCCCGUGACACGCACGGGCGACCUGUCCUUCACGUCGUCGGCGCGCUGCUUCACGCGCACCAUGUCGGCUGCCGUCAUGGACGACUUUGGCGAGCGCCCCAACGUGGACGAGUCGCGCGUCACUUUCCUGCGGGGCGAGAAGGUGAAGAACUGCACAGUCCACGUGAACGACGACUCGGUGUUCGAACCGGAAGAAGAAUUCCAGGUCCACCUGGGGUCGCCGACGGGCGACCACUGGAGCGGCGCCAUGAUCGGCGAGCGGGACGUCGUCACCAUCACCAUCACCAAUGACGAAGACGCUCCGACCAUCGAGUUGGAGCAGUCCUCCUAUCAGGUCCGAGAGCCUCCCGGUCCGGACGGCGUGGAGGUGCUCAAUGUCAAAGUGGUCCGGCGCGGGGACCUGGACCGGACUUCCAAGAUCCGCUGCAGCACGAGAGACGGCUCGGCCCAGUCCGGCGUGGACUACAACCCCAAGAGCCGGGUCCUCAAAUUCACCCCUGGGAUGGACCACGUCCUCUUCAAGGUGGAGAUUGUGUCCAAUGAGGACAGGGAGUGGCACGAGUCCUUCUCCUUGGUCCUCGGCCCCGACGACCCCGUGGAGGCGGUGCUGGGCGAGAUCACCACGGCGACCGUCACCAUUCUGGACCAGGAAGCUGCCGGGAGUCUCAUCCUUCCGGCCCCGCCCAUCGUGGUCUCCCUGGCAGACUACGACCACGUCCACGAGGUGACCAAGGAGAGCGGCAAGAAGACGCCGUCGCCGGGCUACCCGCUGGUGUGCGUCACUCCCUGCGACCCGCACUACCCCAAGUACCCGCAGAUGAAGGAACGUUGCGAGGAAGCGGCCAUCAACCAAAGCCAGGUGCACUUCUCCUGGGAGGUGGCGGCGCCCACCGACACCAACGGCGCACGCUCGCCCUUUGAGACGGUGACUGACACCACCCCGUACACCGGCGUCAAUCACAUGGUCUUGGACAGCAUCUACUUCAGCCGCCGCUUCCACGUGCGUUGCGUGGCGCAAGCCCGCGACAAGGCGGGCCACCUGGGCACGCCGCUGCGGAGCAACAUCGCCACGGUGGGAACCGACGGCGCCAUUUGCCACACGCCCGUCACCACCGGGACCGCGCGAGGCUUCCAGGCUCAGUCCUUCAUCGCCACGCUCAAAUACCUGGACGUCAAACACAAAGAACACCCCAACCGGAUCCACAUCUCAGUGCAGAUCCCACACCAGGAUGGCAUGCUCCCCCUGGUGUCCACCAUGCCCCUUCACAAUCUUCAUUUCCUGCUGUCAGAGUCCAUCUACCGGCAGCAGCACGUCUGCUCCAACCUGGUCACGCUCAAAGACCUGGAGGGUCUCUCUGAGACGGGUUUCCUGGACGACGUGUCCUACGACAGCAUCUCCCUGGGUCCGGGCUACGACCGGCCGUACCAGUUCAACCCCAACGUGCGUGAGCCCAGCAGCAUCCGGCUGUACAAGCAUCUCAAUCUCAAGAGCUGCAUCUGGACUUUUGACGCCUACUACGACAUGACGGAGCUCAUCGACGUCUGCGGCGGCUCCGUCACCGCUGACUUUCAGGUGCGAGACUCGGCACAGUCCUUCCUCACGGUUCAGGUUCCGCUCUACGUGUCCUACAUCUACGUGACGGCUCCGCGAGGCUGGGCUUCUUUGGAGCAUCACACGGAGAUGGAGUUCUCCUUCUUCUACGACACCGUGCUCUGGAGGACAGGCAUCCAGACUGACAGCGUCCUCUCCGCCAGACUCCAGAUCAUAAGGAUCUACAUCCGCGAGGAUGGCCGGCUCGUCAUCGAGUUUAAAACGCAUGCUAAAUUUCGAGGCCAGUUUGUCGCAGAACACCACACCCUGCCCGGACACAAGUCUCACCUGCUGGCGCCGGAGCACUUGGGAGGCAUGGAGUUUGACAUCCAGUUGCUGUGGAGCGCCCAAACCUUUGACUCGCCCUACCAGCUGUGGAGGGCCACCAGCUCCUACAGCAGGAAGGAUUACUCCGGAGAGUACACGGUCCUCCUGAUCCCGUGCACCGUGCAGCCAACCCAACCGUGGAUUGACCCCGGGGAGAAAGACCUGUCUUGCACCGCCCACGCUCCAGAAAAGUUCCUGGUGCCUAUCGCCUUCCAACAGACCAAUCGCCCGGUCCCCGUGGUCUACUCGCUGAACACGGAGUUCCAGCUGUGUAAUAACGAGAAAGUCUUCACGAUGGACCCGGCCAGUAACGACGUCUCAAUGGCAGAGAUGGACUACAAGGGGGCCUUCUCCAUGGGUCAGACUCUGUACGGCCGCGUGCUCUGGAACCCGGAGCAGAAUCUGAACGCCGCCUACAAGCUGCAGCUGGAGAAGGUCUACCUGUGCACCGGCAGGGAUGGCUACGUUCCCUUUUUCGACCCAACGGGCACCCUGUACAACGAGGGUCCACAGUACGGCUGCGUCCAGCCCAACAAGCAUCUCAAGCAUCGCUUCCUUCUCCUGGAUCGCAAGCAGCCGGACGUGUGCGACAAAUACUUCCACGAUGUCCCCUUUGAGGCCAACUUUGCUUCGGACCUCCCAAAGUGGAACUCUUUGGCCGCCAUGCCGGGCGUGGACGGAUUCACCAUGAAGGUCGAUGCGCUCUACAAGGUGGAGGCGGGCCACCAGUGGUACCUGCAAGUGAUCUACAUCAUCGGUCCCGAGUCACGGUCCGGCCUGAGGACGGAGCGCUCGCUCACCUUCCGGCCGAGCCGGCCCAAGCGCGACCUGGUGGACGGCGGCGGGCGUCUGACCCUUGACGAGUCGCUCGUGUACGACAACGAGGGCGACCAGGUGAAGAACGGCACCAACAUGAAGUCCCUGCGUCUGGAAAGCGGGCCCAGCGCCAGCUUUCACGCCCGCGUGGCCCGCUCGGUGGGCGGCGGGGUGGCCGCCCUGGCCCUCCUGCUCCUGGCCACGUUGGCCGCCUGCCUCCUUUUCCGCCGCCAACGGGCCAAAGCUCCGAGCAAGAACGCGUACGAAGAGUACCCGCUCAACACCAAGGUGGAGGUAUGCAUGGACAAGUGCGUGGAGAAGAACUUCAGCAGCAAGCACUGCACCGUCACCAACGUCAACGUGUUCAGCCGCGGCUACGAGACAACGGGCGGCAACAAGGCCAAAGUCAAGCAAGUCAACCUGGAAGGCAAACUCCACAACAACCUCAACGACGGCACCGAGGUGUGAAAGCACAAGGUUGUUUCUUAAGCUAUUUUCUUACGUCUUUGCUAAUGUAUUUUUGUACCACCUUGAAAAGGGAAAACGUGCGAUGUGCCCAGAGCAUAGCAGCUUUUUUUUUUUUUUUUUU
Molecule: messenger RNA, 12386 nt
Organism: Syngnathus typhle (broad-nosed pipefish)
Lineage: Eukaryota; Metazoa; Chordata; Actinopteri; Syngnathiformes; Syngnathidae
Gene: fras1
Product: Fraser extracellular matrix complex subunit 1
Exons: 74
Coding region: 257-12265 (4002 amino acids)
Biological process (GO): cell communication
Cellular component (GO): membrane
Molecular function (GO): protein binding
Source: RefSeq, a predicted model, not a curated record